AUGUCCCAAGUACCCAAGCCCCAGGUACCAUGCAACAUCACAGAGGAGACGCACUGUGGGACGCACACGGAGCUAUCGCAGCUCUUCAGUGAUGAUGACAAAAUCAUAGUUUCUAGCAAAGGUUUCCAGUCUCCAUCGCACAAGCAACAUGCAGCAUAUGGUAUCCAAGAAGCUGCAGAGUAUUAUAGGAAGUUAUUCCAGGAAACCCUGGUUACGUUGAGGGAGAAGCUUGAAGCAACUAAGAGCUUACUGGCUGAAGAGCGAGAGAGAAUGGCGAUGAUUCAGGAAGAAGAGCAGAGGUUUAAAAAGAUGAUUGAGACCCAGUAUAAGAUGCAAUUCCAGUUACUGACUGAAGAGAAGGAGCUGCCGUUUCUGAGACUGCCGGCCUACAAAGUUGACCUGAACUUAAAUGAACCUAAUCAGGACCAGCUGAUGAAGUGUGGUACAGAGCUCAUGCUGAAGUCCCGAGAAAUGCUACAGAGACUUAGCCACCUGGGGAGAGAGAACAUGCGCAAACUGAAGGCGAGCGAAGCCUGGCUUUGUGAGCACCUCUGCAGCCUCCAGAAGAUCAUCACAGACCUAGAGAAGGACUGUGGAGAAUGUGCAGCUGCACUGCUCCAGAAUGCAAAGUACUAUUUAAAAAGGAGUAAAUCUAUACUGCUUCAGAGCCUAGAGCCAGCUCAGAUAACAGACCUGAGUUCCUGCCAGAUAAUCAGAACAAGCAGUGUUCUACAAAGAUUCCAAAGGCAUAUUACUUUGGACCCAGACACAGCUCACCCCACCGUAGUCUUAUCUGAAGACCUGAGAAGGAUGGGAUUUGGAGAGACACCAAAAACUGGGCCGAGCACUCCAAGGAGAUUGGACUUCGGCGCUUCUGUGUUGGGUGCAGAGAGCUUCAGCUCAGGGAGACAUUAUUGGGAGGUGGCUGUGGGACAGGCAACCCAGUGGCAGGUGGGCAUAUGUGACUGUCCAGAGAGAAAGGACAGCAUUCCUAAGGCUUCUGGAGAUAAAGUCUUGCUCAUGGGGUCCAUGAUGGGAGCUGAUUGCACCCUCUGGGUCUUUCCCCCUUUAAGAAAGGUCUUCCUGAGAGAGCAAAUGUACAAAGUUGGAGUCUUCCUAGACUAUGAAUGUGGGCAAGUAUCAUUCUACAACGUGACAGAGCAAUCCCUCAUUUACAGUUUCUCUGACCUUACCUUCCGAGGAGCAGUUAAACCAAUAUUUUCUCUUUGUAUUCCAAAUGGAGACAUGAGUUCAGACUCUCUCACUGUCUGUCUCCCUCAGACUCAGCCCUGA
Messenger RNA from Apodemus sylvaticus (European woodmouse), 1293 nucleotides. It is a transcript of the gene Triml2, whose product is annotated as tripartite motif family like 2. Gene Ontology annotation, molecular function: protein binding. The coding region runs from base 1 to 1293 and encodes 430 amino acids. The transcript has 7 exons. Lineage: Eukaryota; Metazoa; Chordata; Mammalia; Rodentia; Muridae. The record is from RefSeq and is a predicted model, not a curated record.